AUGAGUCUUAUUACAAUUGUGUAUCAAACUCUGAACCUUUGUGGUUCAACACUCUGCAUCGCGGAUAAAAAGGACAAUUCCCGAUCGCGAUCUCUUUUUCUUCCUCAUACCACAUCCUCCUCCUUACGCCACGUCGACCUCACAAACACCGCCAUCAUGUCUCAAUCCGGAGCUACCGUCAGCCAGGAGUGCAUCACUGCCUACAAUGACCUGAAGCUCUCCAAGAAGCACAAGUACAUCAUCUACAAGCUCAGCGACGACUUCAAGGAGAUUGUCGUCGAGGAUGCCUCCAACGACAAGGACUGGGAGAACUUCCGCGAGAAGCUCAUCAACGCCACCUCCAAGUCCAAGACUGGUGCUGUUGGCAAGGGUCCCCGCUAUGCCGUCUACGACUUUGAGUACAGCCUCGCCACCGGCGACGGUAUCCGCAACAAGAUUGUCUUCAUCGCCUGGUCUCCCGAUGAUGCCGGCGUUCAGCCCAAGAUGAUUUACGCUUCCUCCAAGGAGGCCCUGAAGCGUUCUCUCACCGGCAUUGCCAGCGAGCUCCAGGCCAACGACUCUGACGACAUUGAGUACGACACCAUCCUCAAGACUGUCAGCAAGGGUCUUGCCGCCUCCUCCUAA
Akanthomyces muscarius is the source of this 624-nucleotide messenger RNA. RefSeq lists its product as uncharacterized. The record is from RefSeq and is a predicted model, not a curated record. Gene Ontology annotation, cellular component: actin cytoskeleton; cytoplasm; actin cortical patch. Bases 1 to 624 code for a protein of 207 amino acids. Gene Ontology annotation, molecular function: actin filament binding. NCBI's taxonomy places the organism in Eukaryota, Fungi, Ascomycota, Sordariomycetes, Hypocreales, Cordycipitaceae. The transcript is spliced from 8 exons. Gene Ontology annotation, biological process: actin filament depolymerization; actin filament severing; cell motility.